AACCAUAAUCGAAUCCGAUACAGAAUAAGGUUGCAGGCAAAACUCGGAACAGAAACUCAAACAUAUAUAAGAUGACCUGCUCAGAGUUUGUGUCGUGGGUUCAUCCUGAUGGACGAGCAUCGUAUCCAUUCAUCUUUGUUAACAAGUUGUGAAUGAGAGGGUACAAAAGAAGAACUUUCAUUUAAUAAAACAAGCACUCGUGUGGUCUCUGUACUAUUCUCUAGUGGAGGGACCAAACCAAGUCCAGCCAUACAUUUACUUACUACAACAAGAAGAAGAAAAGGAAAGAAGAAAGGGUACGGAGAGACAGAGGGAGACAGGAGAGAGGAAGAAAGAAAAACAACAAAGAGAGGCUUGCAAAGUCCACCACGGCACGCUAUAAAGAGCAAAUCAAAGCAAAGAUGGAAGGAAGGAACAAGAACACAAGUGAACAACUAUAAUAAUGUCCUGUUUCUGUAGUGUGUGUAUAUCUCUCUGUUUUUUUUCCUCGACUAUGACACAUGUUGUUGUUGUCGUCGUAUAAACCACCAAAACAUCGAUCGAUCAUUCAUCCCACUAUUAAUUAAUAUAUAAAAGUCUUAGUUGCCUCUACUGUUCAUUAGUAGCCCCUACUCUCUCCUCUGCGACUGGUGGAGGCCCAAACUUUUGCCCUUCAUUUGUCCACGUGAUCUGCUUCUCCUCUCACACAAAAACCCUCCAAUCCCUAUUACCCCACUCGCCGUCCAAAAACCUUGGGAUUUACUCUUUGUCCAUCGGAUGCUACUAUGUACCUCUCCACUCCCCACUCACUUUUGCUUCUCCUUUCCAUACGCAACAUUCACUAUCAGUCUGCUUCAUCUUCUUUCUUCUUGCACGGAGCACGCCAUCCCUCUCCUCCUCUCGAUGGAAUACCAAUUUUCAUCUCACAGAAAAGACUCCUAUCUUUCACAUACCUCCUCUCAUUGUCCCGUCCAUCUCUGGACUGUCGAUCAUACCUCGGCGGAAUCCCAGCUUCGCCGGACUGCUCCAUGUAGCCUUCCCCUUCUCCACCAUCCCUCCGCCACCUCCAUUAUAUUAUCAGUUGUUACCCAUUUUUAAGUGUUCCAACGAUGCCGCGUAAUCCACCAUGGUGGCCAAGUUCUCGACAAGGUGUACAUGAUCUGGAAUCACAGUGAGCAAGGACUCGGAGACUUUGAAUUCCGCCGAGGAAGUUUUGGAUACGUUGGGAGCGUCUGAAUAAGGGAAGCAACAGAGUCCAGGGAUGCCUCUGGAGGAGUGAAUUCUGCCCCUACCCGUGUUGUCUUCGAUGGAUAUUAAUGGAAAGGUUGAAGCGAUUGGAGCGACCUGAGCAGAAACCCAGCAAUUCCGCUGCGACUCGGCUGAAUCCAAGCUCCAAAAGCCCCAGAACGACCGCCUCAGCCUCCCAACUUCACCAGCCUCCUCCCGGAUCUGAUUCAAGCUUUACAGAUCUCCCCUCUUACACCAAGGUGUUGCUUACAAUCGAAUCAAUUAGGUGAAGCCAGGGUGAUGAUGGCCAUGAUGUGAGUUUGUUAAAAGCCUUCACCUUGCGUGGGGGAACAAAAAAGAAGAGGAAGGAAAGAAAAACCAGAGAUGAUGCCCAUGGAACUCAAUAGCGGCAGGUAAUUAUUUGGAAUUUCUCACCAUUACUUAUUUGGAUUUUAUUUCAGUUUUAUCUUUGCCUUUUUCUACUGCUCAGAAACGUCAAUGCUUCUAUUGGGUUUGAGAUUAUGGGUUUUCUAGAAUUGGAGGGAGGCAAGUGAGGGUUUGGAGAGAUCUAUAUUAUCACAAAAUAGCCUUUUGUUUUGGGGUUUAAAUCCUAUUUGGCAAUCCAAUUAGUUUCAUGCUUCUAGAGCCAAUUUCCUAUUCUUUUUCGCUUACUUGACCGCUCAUAGAACAAAUGAUUUCUUUUGGAACCUAGGGUUGGUUUGGACUCUAAGCUGCCAUUCAUUUUUCGCAUCUCCUUUCUGCUUCUCAACCAAACUUCUUGGCCAUUCUUGCUUUGAUACCUAUUGGUACUCUCAGCUGCUAUUCUGUUUUCAUAUCUCCUUUCUGUCCAUUCUCAAGCAUGGUUGUGUUUUUAGUUUCUUGAUUUGGCAACUCUUAAUACCUUGGCCACUACUGUGUUUUACUUACUAGCUUUGUUGCCUCUCUAUGCUCUUGCUUAUUUCUAGGUUCAAGAUUUAUUGCUUCUGGACUGUGUGGACGACAAGGUUAGUUUUGAUUUUCUUCUCAUGGACUCAUGAGUUCGUAUAUACCUUUAGUAGUUGUGAAAUGUUGAUGUCAUAUUUAUUAUAGAACCAACAGUUUGAAAUGCUUGAUCAUUUACCUUUGCUUCCAGAUUAUUAGUUCUCAUCAAAUCACAUUCUUACUGCAGUUGACUGUACAAUCCAAUCUUUUUCAGCUCUUGAAGUUAUCAAGGAAGUGCUCAUAUUCACUGUCUGAUACUGAUCGAGGGAAACAAUAUCUUUGUUGUUUUCUGUUACAGCCUUAGUAAGUGUUUCAACUCUUGGAUCGAAGCGCUUGAUUGGUUCAGUGUUGCUGGUUCUUUUUAGUUGUUUCUCAUGUUCAUGAUCAAGUUCCAAAUUAAAGCAGUAAAUUUAUAAAUACUUAGAAGUAAUUUAGAUUUGCUUGGGCUGGUUGCUUCAGAUGUUUAGGAUAUGAGCUUUUAAGGGUCUUCUACUUGCAAAUUUCAUUUAGUCUUUGUGUAAAAUGAUGUUUGAAUUCGCCUCUGGUGUGUGAAAAGUUAUAGAUUGCUGGGAGGUGAGAAUUCUUCUCUAGGUCCUGCUCUCAUUAUUAACUAUGAGUUACCUGCAGAACUCUUCUAGAUUUGCUUGCAGUUCUCCCAUUUCAAUUCAGGCAAUUUCUUUACUUGGAAGCAAAACUUUUGCGUAAUAAAGAACAUGUUCCACAUGCUUGUGUUUUUAUUAUCUUGGACCUGCAUUGUUAUUUUAUAGAUACUUAAGCUCAUUUUCGCAUUUGAUAAGGUACAUCUUUAGUGACCAUUUCCAUUUGUUUUAUGUUCAUUUGCAGCUUAUAUUAGAUUUUUAUAUGGAUACCAACAUGGGAUUUGGAGGCUAUCUUGCUUUGACGUGAUGCCCUGUUGCAGAAAGGUCACGUUAAAGUAGUGCAAGUUUUCACAAUGUCAACAGAUUGGAUGGCAAAAGAUUGGUUCUUUUAAUAUCAUCACUAAUGCAAUUUGUUUUCAAUCAUGCCCAUACUUUUUUACCUGCAGAACCUGCUACCCUUAACACCGGUUCCUAUUGUGCACGUUUUAACUGCAGAGUUAGUCUAGAAUCGACCUUCUUCUUGCUGUAUUCUGAGUGCCAGCUGUUCUUGCUCUUCGAUCCUAAGCUGCCGCAUUAUGAUCCCCAGGCAGUUCCAGAACUUAUAUGAUCGCUGCCUUUUUGAAGCUCGAACCUGCAUACCUGUAGAUUGUAUAGUAGGUGUUCGAGUCAUCUGUUAAUUGCUAGACUAUGUUUUGUUGGGAGCCUUCCCAUUAUGAAAAAUACUCAUUGUCGGUUAUGGAGUUCCAGGCUACUGCCAAUUUGCAUAAUUAUUGACCUGGUACUUCGCCUACAAACCUUAUUCUUCUUCCUUUCCCUUUCAAUCUGAGUCAUGUACUACUAUUCACAGGUUUGCUUGGCCCUUUGCUCUUUAAUUGUGAGAACACACACAACGUGGAAGCCAACAUGUGGGCACAGUCUGUAAUGUAUUUUGUAAUAUGCUUUUAUAGACAACAAUCCUGGCAUGACAAACGAAUCUAUUCAGACUUCUUUAUUAACUUUUUAUGCCAUUUAAUGCUUUGAUUAAUUACGUAUGUCCUACUUACCUUAGAAAUACAAUGAAUUAGUGUUAUUCAA
This is a messenger RNA of Linum trigynum, 3860 nucleotides long. The record is from the annotation of a GenBank genome assembly. NCBI's taxonomy places the organism in Eukaryota, Viridiplantae, Streptophyta, Magnoliopsida, Malpighiales, Linaceae.